Messenger RNA from Megalopta genalis, 1770 nucleotides. NCBI's taxonomy places the organism in Eukaryota, Metazoa, Arthropoda, Insecta, Hymenoptera, Halictidae. The record is from RefSeq and is a predicted model, not a curated record.
UUUCUAAGUAAUGUAACCUUAUUAGCGAAUAAACGUCUUCCUUAUUAGAUUUAAGAAAUCCAGAUUGCGAUCAAUGAAAUACCGCCUUGACCUAACGCGGCUUGAACAAAUGGUACGAAAGUGCAUCAAAACAAGGGAUAACCUCUCGAGUUAGCAGCCGGAUAUAAAUACGUAAUACAGUCGUGUAUUUAAUGCAAUCAAAUUAUAUAAAUUGUGUAAUAUUUAUUUACAUUAAUAAUGACGUUAGAACGGAAAGACUUGGAAGGGAACUUAUAUGUUUUCAAUGAAGAAGAUUUGCCAUAUGAAGAGGAAAUCUUAAGAAAUCCUUAUUCCGUAAAACACUGGCAGCGUUAUAUAGAUCAUUUAAAAACUACAAAAAGUAGUAAUUUAAAUAUUGUAUAUGAAAGAGCAUUAAAAGAACUACCUGGAAGUUACAAAUUAUGGUAUAAUUAUCUGCGUCAACGUGUAAGUCAGUUGAAAGGACGAUGUAUAACAGAUGCUCUUUAUGAAGAUGUAAAUAAUGCAUUUGAGCGUGCAUUGGUUUUCAUGCACAAAAUGCCUCGAAUUUGGAUGGACUAUUGUACAUUAAUGACAGAUCAAUGCUAUAUUACUCGUACUCGACAAGUGUUUGAUAGAGCACUUAGAGCUCUUCCAAUUACGCAACAUCAUCGUGUAUGGCCCUUGUAUAUUGAAUUUUUGAAAAAACACAAUGUAUAUGAAACUGCAGUACGAGUUUUUAGAAGAUACUUGAAGUUGGCCCCAGAAGAUACAGAAGAAUAUAUAGAAUAUCUAAUAUCUAUUGGAAGACUUGAUGAAGCAGCUGUAAAACUUGCACAAAUUGUUAAUCAAGAUGAUUUUGUUUCAAAGCAUGGAAAAUCUAAUCAUCAAUUAUGGAAUGAAUUGUGUGACUUAAUAUCAAAGAAUCCAUCUAAAAUAAAGUCUCUUAAUGUAGAUGCUAUCAUCAGAGGUGGUCUAAGGCGAUAUACUGAUCAGUUAGGGCCCCUUUGGAACUCUUUAGCUGAUUAUUAUGUUCGCAGUGGUUUAUUUGAAAGGGCAAGAGAUAUUUAUGAGGAAGCGAUACAGACAGUAACUACUGUUAGAGAUUUUACACAAGUUUUUGAUGCUUAUGCACAAUUUGAAGAACUUAGUCUUAGUAAACGCAUGGAAGAAGUUGCAAAAAAUCCUACUGCAGAUGAUGAUAUAGAUUUGGAAUUAAGAUUAGCUCGAUUUGAACACUUAAUGGAAAGACGAUUAUUGUUACUUAAUUCUGUGCUACUUAGACAAAAUCCUCAUAAUGUACAAGAAUGGCAUAAGAGAGUUAUGCUUUAUGAAGGUCAACCACACGAGAUUAUUAAUACAUACACAGAAGCUGUACAAACUGUACAACCACAAUUAGCAGUAGGAAAGUUACAUACAUUAUGGGUUGCAUUUGGUAAAUUUUAUGAAGAGAAUGCACAAAUAGCUGAUGCUAGGGUUGUUUUUGAAAAGGCAACUCAUGUUCCUUAUACUAAAGUUGACGAUCUCGCUUCUGUGUGGUGUGAAUGGGCGGAAAUGGAAAUUAGACAUGGCAAUUACAAGGAGGCGCUAAAACUCAUGCACCGAGCUACUGCCAUGCCAUUCCGCAAAGUGGCCUACCAUGAUGAAACAGAAACUGUACAAAUGAGAUUGUACAAGUCUUUGAAAGUUUGGUCUAUGUACGCCGAUUUGGAAGAAAGUUUUGGAACAUUUAAGGUACUCUUAUGUACGAAAAUAUAAUGUUUUUUUGUUUAC